AUGGUCAAGAUGAGUGGAUUAGGAGAAAACUCCUUGGAUAGCCUGACCAACGAGUCAAGGAAGCGCAAGCCAUUGCCCUGUGAUACACCAGGUGCAAGUCUGACCUGCAGUGGUGAGAAGCGUCGACGUGAGCAGGAAAGCAAAUACAUUGAAGAACUGGCUGAGCUGAUAUCUGCUAAUCUGAGUGACAUUGACAAUUUCAAUGUCAAACCAGACAAAUGUGCUAUUUUAAAAGAAACCGUGAGACAGAUUCGACAGAUAAAAGAGCAAGGAAAAGCAGUUUCUAAUGAUGAUGAUGUUCAGAAAGCUGAUGUGUCUUCUACUGGUCAAGGAGUUAUUGAUAAGGAUUCAUUGGGACCUCUUUUAUUACAGGCAUUGGACGGUUUCCUGUUUGUUGUAAAUCGAGAUGGGAACAUAGUAUUUGUGUCAGAAAAUGUCACACAGUAUCUGCAAUAUAAACAAGAAGAUUUGGUUAAUACAAGUGUCUAUGGUAUCUUGCAUGAAGAGGACCGGAAGGACUUUCUUAAAAACUUACCUAAGUCUUCAGUUAAUGGAGUUGCUUGGACCAAUGAAACACCUAGACAGAAGAGUCAUACGUUCAAUUGCCGGAUGAUGGUGAAAACCUCUCAUGAUCUUUUGGAUGAUGUAGGCAGCCACCAGGAUAUACGUCAAAGAUAUGAAACAAUGCAGUGCUUUGCUUUAUCUCAGCCAAGAGCUAUGAUGGAGGAGGGGGAAGAUUUGCAGUCCUGCAUGAUUUGUGUGGCACGUCGUAUUACAACUGCAGAAAGGGUGUUUCUAACAAAUCCGGAGAGCUUUAUUACAAGACAUGAUCUUUCAGGCAAACUUGUCAACAUCGAUACAAACUCAUUACGGUCUUCCAUGAGACCUGGCUUUGAAGAUAUAAUUCGUCGGUGUAUUCAGAGGUUCUUAUGCCAUAAUGAUGGACAGUCAUGGUCAAACAAACGCCACUAUCAUGAAGCUUAUACACAAGGUCAUGCUGAAACACCACUGUAUCGGUUUUCUUUAGCGGAUGGUACUAUAGUGACAGCGCAAACAAAGAGUAAACUAUUUCGAAAUCCUGUAACUAAUGACCGACAUGGAUUUGUGUCUACCCACUUUCUUCAAAGAGAACAAAAUGGAUAUCGGCCAAAUCCUAAUGCAGUUGGGCAAAACAUCAGAACACCUGUUGCUGGAAACACAAAUUCUGUUGGUGGCCUUAUGAACGUGUCACCUGGUCAAGGCAUGCCAAUGCAGAGCAGGAACUAUGGUAUGGGAGAUCCCAACGCAGUGAGUCAGCUGAGCAGCAUUCGAUACGGAGGCCCUGGUAAUAUGGGGCCAGUGAACUCUGGACCCGGAAUGCAAUCCUCUGCUUAUCAGAACAACAGUUACGGGUUAAAUAUAAGUAGCCCACCACAUGGUAGUCCUGGUUUAACUUCCAACCAACAGAAUCUAAUGAUAUCUCCUAGGAAUCGAGGGAGUCCAAAAAUGAGUUCACACCAGUUUUCUCCAGUUACAGGUAUGCACUCUCCAAUGGGAUCUGCCAGCAACACCAGCAACAACACUUUCUCUAGCAGUUCUCUUAGUGCUCUUCAAGCCAUUAGUGAGGGUGUUGGAACUUCUCUUUUAUCAACACUUUCUUCACCGGGUCCAAAAUUGGACAAUUCCCCAAACAUGAGCAUAGCUCAGCAAAGUAAAACGAGUACCCAGGACUCUAAAAGCCCUUCUGGCUUAUAUUGUGAACAAAGCCAAGUGGAAAGUUCCAUCUGCCAGUCAAACGGCAGGGAUCUCCUUAGUGAAAAAGAUAGUAAAGAGGGGAAUCUGGAGGCAUCUGAAAGUCAGAGGGGACCAUCUGAAAGCAAAGGGCAUAAAAAACUGCUUCAGCUACUCACGUGCUCCUCAGAUGAAAGAGGACAUUCUACAGCAUCAAACUCGCCUUUAGACUCAAACUGUAAAGAAUCUUCUACCAAUGUUACCAGUCCUUCUGGAGUUUCCUCGUCAACAUCUGGAGGGGUAUCUUCCUCCUCAAACAUGCAUGGGUCACUCCUGCAAGAGAAGCAUAGGAUUUUGCAUAAAUUGUUGCAGAAUGGUAAUUCUCCUGCAGAGGUAGCCAAGAUCACGGCUGAAGCUACUGGUAAAGACACGUAUCAUGAUGCUAGUAAUGCAGCCCCCUGUGGAGAAGGCACUGUCAAACAGGAACAACUGAGCCCAAAGAAGAAGGAAAACAAUGCUUUACUAAGAUACCUGUUAGAUAAAGAUGAUGUUAAGGACCCACUUUCCAAAGAGUUGAAGCCUAAGGUAGAAAGUCUGGAUAAUAGAACGGGACAAUGCAGUAGUUCGACAAUUCCUACUUCUAGUCAAGAAAAAGAGAUGAAAAUAAAAACGGAACCAACAGAGGAGAUGAGUGGAGACUUGGAUAAUUUGGAUGCAAUUCUAGGUGAUCUGACUAGUUCAGAGUUUUACAAUAAUGCUAUGUCUGCAAAUGGAAAUAACCUUGGAACAAAGCAAGCAUUAUUUCAAGGAAAUACCCUAUUGGCAAGCGCUCCCAACAGAAAUGUAGUGAUGAAUCAGCACCAGUCAGAAGACUGGGGUUUGCCAAACUCCAAGGCGAACAGACUGGAACCUACAAGUUCUGCUUCGCUGCUAAGGCCAGGACCUGAGUUCAGUGCGUCCCUUCCCAGAGCCACGGCGGGGGGUGGCUCUAUGGCUGGGCUGCCCGUUCGCUCUAAUAGCAUACCUGGUACAAGACCAAUGCUACAACAGCAGAUGAUUCACAUGAGGCCAAAUGAGAUAAACAUUGGCAUGGGGGUGAAUCCGUAUGGACAGCCAGGACCAUCUAGCCAGCCAGCAUCAUGGCCUGACAACAUGCUGUCCAUGGAGCAAGCAUCGCGGGGUUCCCAAAACAGACAAUUAGUUAGAAACUCUUUGGAUGACCUCUUAUGUCCGGCACCAAAUAUGGAAGGCCAGAAUGAUGAAAGGGCACUUUUGGAUCAGCUGCACACGCUGCUGAGUAAUACGGAUGUCACAGGUCUGGAAGAAAUUGACAGAGCAUUAGGAAUUCCUGAUCUUGUAAACCAAGGACAAGCUUUGGAACCCAAACAAGAUUCAUUUCAAGGUCAGGAACCUUCGGUUAUGAUUGACCAGAAGCCUUCAUUAUAUGGUCAGCCCUAUCAAGGGCAAGGGGCAGCAAUGCCAGGAGGUUUUAGUAACAUCCAGGGACAACAGCCAUCCUUUAGUUCAGUGAUGAAUCAGAUGAACCAACAGAGCAAUUUUCCACUUCAAAGUAUGCAUCCUAGAGCAAAUGUGAUGAGACCUCGAACCAGUACACCAAAGCAGCUCCGCAUGCAGCUCCAGCAGAGGCUUCAGGGGCAGCAGUUUAUGAAUCAGACCCGUCAAGCGCUUGAAAUGAAAAUGGAAAAUCCAGUCAGUGGUAAUACUUCAGUGAUGAGACCAGUUAUGCAGCCACAGGUGGGAUCCCAGCAGCAAGGUUUUCUUAAUGCUCAGAUGGUGGCUCAGCGUAACAGGGAGCUAAUCAGUCAUCAUUUUAGACAACAGAGGAUGGCAAUGAUGAUGCAGCAGCAACAGCAGCCUCAGGCCUUCAGUCCACCACCGAAUGUGACUGCCUCAGGAAGCAUGGAUAGUGCUUUGACAGGCCCUCCAAUGGCUCAAGUUCCUCCACAGCAAUUCCCCUAUCCACCUAAUUAUGGAAUAAGCCAACAACCUGAUCCUGCGUUUAACAGAGUAUCAAGCCCUCCCAACCCAAUGAUGUCAUCAAGAAUUGGACCCUCCCAAAACCCUAUGAUGCAGCAUCCUCAGACAGCAACAAUGUACCAGUCCCCCGAGAUGAAGGGCUGGCCAUCGGGAAGCAUGGCCAGGAGCAGUUCUUUCCCACAGCAGCAGUUCAGCCAUCAAGGUAAUCCAGCAGCGUACAGUAUGAUGCACAUGAAUGGCAGCAGCAGCCAUAUUGGACAGAUGAAUAUUAACACCAUGCCUCUGUCAGGGAUGCCUAUGGGUCCAGACCAGGUAAGUUGUACAUAG
This is a messenger RNA of Opisthocomus hoazin, 4035 nucleotides long. NCBI's taxonomy places the organism in Eukaryota, Metazoa, Chordata, Aves, Opisthocomiformes, Opisthocomidae. The record is from RefSeq and is a predicted model, not a curated record.